CAUUUACGCAAGAUCAAAAAGGAAAAUUCUUUCCUCUUUUUUUUUUUUUUUUUCCUGGGAGAAUUCUUGUUUUGUUCCUGAAAAAUCACUUUUUUCUUUCUUUCUCUCUUCUUGGUGAACUGGUCUUGCUGAAAAAGGUUUCCUCUCUAUCUAUGUAAGCACUUCUCACUACGGAAUCUUAAACCAUCUGAUUUUGGAAAGAAAGAAAAAAAUAUCCAACUUUGGUUGUUUUCAGUCCGACCAUCUCUGCAACGUCGUACUUGAGCAGAAACACUAUCUUAAAACAAUUUCUCUUGUCUUCUUCACUAGUGAUACUCUGUCUCUCUCUCUUCUUCCAGUCACAGUCACAAUCGUCUAUGUCAAACUUAGGUUAUACUCUUUGUUUUCUUCUUGAACAAGAUUCCAAGCUCUGGAGGAAUUGAGCACAGUAAAUGAAUCAGAACAAGUCAGAAGAAGAUCCUUACUCCUUUGAGUAUCAUCAAUCUCUAUAAAGCCUCUGAUCGAAACACUCGGUGUGGAAAUGAAGCUGUUAUCGUUAAUCCUCUGUUUCUCCGCAACUCUUAUAGUGGUGACCACUCAUGGCAAAAGGCUAAUCAGCGACGAAAACAACUCCUACGAAACUGCUCUGUUAACGGCGUUCAAGCAAACCUCCGUCAAGUCUGAUCCUAACAACAUCCUCGGUAACUGGAAACACGUGUCGGGCCGUGGCUCCUGCUCCUGCUCCUGCUCCUGGCGAGGCGUUUCUUGCUCUGUCUACGGUCGAGUCAUCGGGCUAGACCUAAGAAACGGCGGACUCACCGGAACCCUAAACCUAGUUAACCUCACGGCGUUACCUAGUCUCCAGAAUCUUUACCUACAAGGAAACGAUUUCUCUUCUGGUUCUGUUUCCUCCUCCUCCGGCUGCUAUCUUCAGAAUCUUGAUUUGUCGUCGAACUCGUUAUCCGAUUACUCAAUCGUCGAUUACGUCUUCUCGACAUGUACCAAUCUCGUUUACGUGAAUUUCUCGAACAACAAGCUCACCGGAAAGCUAGGCUCUCCCCCGUCGUCUAAAUCCCUGACGACCGUUGAUCUCUCAUACAACAUCUUAUCCGAGGACAUCCCGGAGAGUUUCAUCCCCGCGUCGCUGAAAUACCUCGACCUAACUCACAACAACUUCUCCGGCGAUCUCUCCUUCCGGUUCUGCGGCAACCUCACCUUCCUCAGCCUCUCGCAGAACAACAUCUCCGGCGAUCACUUUCCUCUUUCUCUAACCAACUGCAAACUCCUCGAGACGUUGAACAUCUCCCGGAACAACCUCGCCGGAAAAAUCCCCGGCGGCGGAGAGUACUGGGGAAGCUUCCAGAAUCUGAAACACCUCUCUCUCGCUCACAACCGUUUCUCCGGCGAAAUCCCGCCGGAGCUUUCUCGACUCUGCAGAACGCUGGAGACUCUCGAUCUCUCCGGAAACUCUCUCUCCGGCGAGCUUCCUCCGCCGUUCGCGGCCUGCGCCUCGUUACAGAGCCUUAACCUCGGAAACAACUUCCUCUCCGGCGAGUUCUUAACCACCGUCGUGAGUAAAAUCGAGGGGAUCGCGUAUCUGUACGUGGCUUACAACAACAUCUCGGGCUCUGUUCCGAGUUCGCUCACCAACUGUACGAACCUCCGUGUUCUUGAUCUAAGCUCGAAUGGCUUCACAGGGAACGUUCCCUCUGGUUUCUGCUCUCUCCAAAGCUAUUCACCGCUUCUUGAAAAGCUUCUCAUGGCUAAUAACUACCUCUCAGGAACAGUUCCUAUGGAGCUCGGCAAGUGCAAGAGCUUGAAGACGAUCGACCUCAGCUUCAACGCUCUCACGGGACCUAUUCCGAAUGAGAUAUGGAUGUUGCCGAACCUCUCUGACUUGGUCAUGUGGGCGAACAACCUCACCGGUAGAAUCCCGGAAGGUGUUUGCGUCAAAGGAGGGAACUUGGAGACUCUCAUCCUCAACAACAAUCUCUUAACCGGUUCAAUCCCUGACUCAAUCUCCAAAUGCACCAACAUGAUAUGGAUCUCUCUUUCAAGCAACCGGUUGACCGGGACCAUCCCUACCGGAAUCGGUUAUCUUACCAAACUAGCAAUCUUGCAGCUCGGGAACAACUCCUUGUCCGGGAGCGUCCCACCUCACCUAGGGGACUGCAAGAGCCUAAUCUGGCUCGAUCUCAACAGCAACAAUCUAACCGGGCCACUCCCUGGCGAGCUAGCUAGCCAGGCCGGGCUAGUAAUGCCAGGGAGUGUUUCAGGUAAACAGUUUGCGUUUGUGAGGAACGAAGGCGGUACUGAUUGCAGAGGUGCGGGAGGACUAGUUGAGUUUGAAGACAUUCGUGCUGAACGGCUGGAGCGGUUUCCGAUGGUUCAUUCGUGUCCCGCGACGCGGAUAUACUCUGGCAUGACAAUGUAUACUUUCUCUGCAAACGGAAGCAUGAUCUACUUCGACGUCUCGUACAACUCUGUGUCCGGUUUUAUACCUCCCAGUUAUGGUAACAUGGGGUACCUCCAGGUCUUGAAUUUGGGACAUAACCGGUUAACCGGAACCAUACCGGACAGUCUUGGAGGACUGAAAGCUAUUGGUGUUCUUGAUCUCUCUCACAAUGAUAUUCAAGGGUACAUCCCCGGGUCGCUCGGAUCGCUUUCUUUCCUAAGCGAUCUUGAUGUCUCUAACAACAACCUCACCGGUCCGAUCCCAUUUGGUGGCCAGCUAACAACGUUCCCUGUCACAAGAUACGCAAACAACUCCGGCCUCUGCGGCGUUCCUUUGCAUCCCUGCGGGUCUGCUCCUCGGCGGCCGCCCGUUACAGCCCAAGUCCACUCCAAGAAGCAGACCGUUGCAACCGCUGUGAUCGCUGGAAUCGCGUUUUCCUUCAUGUGUCUUGUGAUGCUAGUCAUGGCACUUUACAGGGCGUGGAAAGUUCAGAAGAAGGAACAGAAGAGGGAGAAGUUCAUUGAGAGCCUUCCCACUUCUGGAAGCUGUAGCUGGAAGCUCUCUAGCGUCCCUGAGCCGCUUAGCAUCAACGUUGCCACGUUCGAGAAGCCGCUGAGAAAACUCACUUUCGCGCAUCUUCUUGAAGCCACAAACGGGUUUAGCGCAGAGACUAUGAUCGGUUCUGGCGGGUUCGGAGAAGUCUACAAGGCUCAGCUCAAAGACGGGUCAACGGUAGCCAUCAAGAAGCUGAUCCGAAUCACGGGGCAAGGCGAUAGAGAGUUCAUGGCAGAGAUGGAAACAAUCGGUAAAAUCAAACACAGAAACUUGGUUCCUCUUUUGGGAUACUGCAAGAUCGGCGAAGAGAGGCUUCUUGUCUAUGAGUACAUGAAAUGGGGAAGCUUAGAAACUGUUCUUCACGAGGUAUCAAGAAAAGGCGGCGUGUUUCUAAACUGGGCCGCGAGGAAGAAGAUCGCGGUUGGAGCUGCAAGAGGUCUAGCGUUCCUGCAUCAUAGCUGCAUUCCUCACAUAAUACACAGAGACAUGAAGUCUAGCAACGUUCUUCUCGACGAAAACUUGGAAGCACGUGUCUCGGACUUCGGUAUGGCGAGGCUGGUUAGCGCGCUAGACACACAUCUGAGCGUGAGCACGCUGGCAGGUACUCCAGGGUACGUUCCGCCGGAGUAUUACCAGAGUUUCCGGUGUACAGCUAAAGGGGAUGUUUACAGCUACGGAGUGAUACUUCUUGAGCUUCUCUCUGGUAAGAAACCGAUCGAUCCAGGGGAGUUUGGAGAAGACAAUAACCUUGUCGGGUGGGCGAAACAGCUCUACAGAGAGAAAAGAGGAGUUGAGAUUCUCGACCAGGAGCUUGUAACAGAGAAAUCAGGAGACGUUGAGCUGUUUCAUUACUUGAAGAUCGCGUCUCAGUGUUUGGACGAUCGACCGUUUAAGCGGCCAACAAUGAUACAAGUGAUGGCCAUGUUCAAAGAGCUUAAGGCUGAUCCAGCAGAGGAAGACGAUAGUCUUGAUGAGUUUUCGCUUAAGGAAACUCCGUUGGUGGAAGAGUCACGAGAUAAGGAGCCUUAAGAUAUAGAGGAAUCAGAUGCUAUGUUCUAAAUUUUGGCGUCAGUGUGUAUAUAACUGAAGAAGCUCCAG
This is a messenger RNA of Brassica oleracea var. oleracea, 4087 nucleotides long. RefSeq names its product serine/threonine-protein kinase BRI1-like 1. The transcript is spliced from 2 exons. Lineage: Eukaryota; Viridiplantae; Streptophyta; Magnoliopsida; Brassicales; Brassicaceae. Gene Ontology annotation, molecular function: ATP binding; protein kinase activity; receptor serine/threonine kinase binding. The coding region runs from base 521 to 4018 and encodes 1165 amino acids. Gene Ontology annotation, biological process: protein phosphorylation. The record is from RefSeq and is a predicted model, not a curated record.